GCCUGUGGCAAGCAUUGUCACUUGCUGUGUUUGCCGUUUAGUCUUACGUCUACACUUAAGCACAUACACUCCAAUCGGACUGCUCACUCAUGUAAGAGUCUUACAGCCUUGCAGGAUUUAUUUUCCUUUAUGAUCCAUACCCACUUUCUGUCUACACUGUUUCUCUCUCAAGAGUUACAAGAUGAAAAAGAUUAUAGAGAUUAUGGUAAUGAAAUGGUAUUUAUAAACUGAACAAACAAAUAAAUCAGAGUUGUGUCCUCUUUUAGAUAUGCAAUGCAGAACCAUUGAAAAGCUGAGGUGGAAAUUACAUUAAAAAUCCAGCUGGUUUAGCCAUAAAUGUGUGCCAAAAACACAAUCCGGGUGUCAAAAUAUGGAAGACUUUUGAGAUCCAUGUUCUAUAUUCUAGUUUUGCAAUUAAAAAAUACACAUAAAACAGUAGAUUUCCACACACUUUAAUGGGUUGGUCCCAAUGAGUUGACCGCAAGCGUUUUGAAGCCAAAUUUCCCCUUUCAGCUGCUUUGUAUGAUUAGAGUUGAAGUUUGUGAGAUGGAAUUGGAUCUUCAAUUAGCUGCUUUGACCAUUUAAUUACAAAUUACCUUCUCCCAUCAUGUGAAGGCAGAAAGUUGCCCACAAAAUGUUUUGUUUUUGAUUGUUGAUAGGAUUGUUAAAGGAAUAUUCCAGGUUCAAUAUAAGUUGAGAUAAAUCGACAGCAUUUGUUGCAUAAUGUUGAUUACCACAAAAAUGAAUUUCAACUUCUCUCCUUUUCUUUUAAAAAUAGCAAAAAUCUGGGUUACAUUGAUGCACUUAGAAUGGAAGUGAAUGGGGCCAAUAAUAAUUAUAUAUAAACUUUAAAAUACUGUUUCAAAAGUAUUGUCAGAACGCGUAAACAAUAUGCAUGUGAACAUGAUUUUAGUGUGAUAAAAUCGCUCCCUAAUCUUUCCUGUGUAAAGUUAUAACCAGUUUUAUAACAUGGUUGCCAUUACGAAGUAACGUCGGUGACAAAUAACGAAGUUCAUCUGCCUAGAACUUUUAACAGAGGAAUUAAAGGAAUAUUCAAUACAAGUUAAGGUCAAUCAGCAGCAUUUGUGGCAUAAUAUUGAUUACCACAAAAAUUAAUUUAGACUAGCCCACUCUUUUAUUUAAAAAAAAAAAAAGAAGCAAAAAUCUGGGUUCCAGUUAAGCACAUACAAUGGAAGUGAAUGGGACCAAUACGUAAACAUUAAAAUACAUGUGUGUUAACGAUUUGAGUGUGAUAAAAUAAUUUACUAACCUUUUCUGUGUUAAGUUAUAUUCAAUUUCACAACUUCGCUACCAUGACGAUGUAAUGUCAACAAACCCUAAAAUGACAAUUUCAAAACUUUACAGCUCAAAUAAUACACGAGUUUUAAUAGAAUAAUUAAUGUAAAUGCAUUUAUAAAAUUACAAGCUUCACGGUUCUGCCUUUAAACCCUCCAAAAUUGGCCCUAUUAAUUUUCCCUUUUUUUUUUUUUUAAUCCACGUGCUUCUGUGUUUUCCCAAGAAUUUGAAACCCCGUCGCUCCAUUACGUAAUCUUAGUGCCUUUGUUAUCAGAGGCGGCGAUUCUGUUUGCGUCAUUUUAGCGCUGCUGGAAAUCUGCCCUCCGCUCGACUGUUCUAAGAUCAGCCACCAAACGCAAUUGUUUCAGUGAUAGCGUUCGGUCAAUAGAACGUCCGUUCCGCGGUCAGACUCAGUCACGCGUGUGCGCGCAGGUCCGAAUGAGCGAGCAAAGUGUGUUCGUGCAGUACUGACAGUUAUGCAAGCCGCCCUGCACAGAGCCACGAUGUCCUACACUGCUGCUCAAGAAGACAACGGGGAUCCUGGAUUAAACGGAUCAUGGGUGGAACUGGAGAUGAACAGAAACUCUGCAUCCCUCGCUUCAUCCAACGUCUCCGUACUGCCUCCUCUAGCUCAGGUUGAAGAGGAGGAUGAUGGGAUGGUGGGAGGGCUAGAGCACGUUCCCUCAUCAUCCUCCAUCCACAAUGGGGACAUGGAGAAAAUCCUCCUAGAUGCCCAGCACGAGUCCAGCCGCAGUAACUCCUCUUGUGACAGCCCUCCUCGACCCCACAGUCCUCAGGAUGAUGGACAGAUAAUUUUUGACGUGGACAUGAGGAGAGACAGUCAGGAGGAAGUCAUGGAGAAGAUGAGAGAUGAUGACAUUUUAAUGAAGGAUUCAGACUGGGUGGCAGACUGGUCAAGUAGACCAGAGAAUAUUCCACCCAAGGAGUUCCACUUCCGGCACCCACGGCGUUCAGUGAUUCUGAGCAUGAGGAAGACAGGAGCAAUGAAGAAAGGAGGCAUCUUCUCUGCUGAGUUCCUCAAAGUGUUCAUCCCAUCACUGCUCCUGUCCCACAUCCUGAUUCUAGGCCUUGGGGUCUACAUUGGGAAAAGACUGACUACUCCCCCUGCAAGCUCCAUUUGAACAGAAUUCUGAUGAAGUGCCUCAGGCAUCGACCCAGGUGGAUUAGGGAGAAGGUUGCAGUUUGUACAAAGAAUGACCCCUGCCCCUUUUCUUUCCUUUUACUUUUUUCCAACCCUACACUUUUUAUUUCCUUCCCUUUUUGGUAUUUUCUUUCAUUUGGCCUUUCCACAAAGAGAAGUGACAUUCGCACAUUGUAGAUUAACAGAGAAGUUCACUUCUCUUCAUUUCAGGCCCUUUUUACUUUCUGUUUGCGGUAUCCCUUUAUUUGUUCAGUUUAUUUUCAAAACAAUUGAGUGUUGCAAUACCCCUUGGCUCUUUAUAGGUAGAGUGGCAUUUAAGAUUGGAAGUAUUUGUUGGCAGUGGGUUAAAUCAAACCUACAUGCUAUUUCAGCACUAGCUUGAACAGAGAUCUGUCUCUUUAGUUGCCCGUUUGGGUCUGAUCAUGACCCAGAAGUUGGCCACACACACAUAGUGACUGAGUGAUAAAGGAUACUCCUAGUUUUCAUCCUGAAAUUUGGAUCAAGCAAAAAAAUAUAGACUUAUCGAAGAUAUAUGAGUAUGCCUGGGUGGUAGCUAAGAGUUUGUUUAUUUAUUACUACAAAUGCUUUCCUUUCAGUUAUUUUAUUUACGUUUUGGAGGAGAUGUUAGAAUGAUGGACUUGUAUAUGUUUUGGGAAGGAUAGGGCUCUUCGUAGACAACCUACACAUCCUGUGAUGAUGGAAAAUGGCAAAAUUAAUAGCUUGAUAAUAAGAAGAAACAUAAUAUAUGUAUUUGACUGUACCAGAUGCAAUUUUAUACCAAGUUUUGCAUAAUCUUUUACAUACUUCUGACAGUACACAAAGAAAGUGCUUGGUACCAGGAAAUGUCUAAUACAUAAAUUAAUGUUUGGAAUAUUUCAUGUCAUAAACAUAUAUUAACCAUCUAGUCGGAUGGGGCUGACGGGUCCCUGUAUGAAAAUUAUUUUAUUUUAUUUUAUUUUUUCUGUGCUUGUUUCUCUGUGUUUGUUGUUAUUUUGUUUGCCUCUAGUAACUUUUAAAUACAUAUCAGGACCUAGCGAUUUCAUAACUAGGUAUGUAUGGCAGUUAAGGGGCCUUUCAGACCGAAUGCGUUUUUCAUAAAAAAAAAAUUAAAAAAAGGCUAGACACAGUCUAACAAAUAGAACAGAAUGUAGGUGUCCAGAGAUGUGUUUUUAAAAGCUGAAGUUCUUUUAACUUGACAAGGCUUCUAAAAAUGUGGCGCUCCUGUGUCUGACCCUGAAAAAAACAGCGAGACAUGACACAAUGCUCAAAAACGUCCAUCUGGAGAACUAGAAAAACAAUUGGAAAACAGUGCAGACGGACAUAAAAAUACACUCGGGCAGCCUGCUUGUGUGUUUUGCCAUGUCAAACAAUUUGGAAGUUUGUUAAAUCAUCUACAGUAUCUUAUUGCAUUUUCAUGCUGUUAGCUUGAGGAGAUUGUCUUGAAAUGUAAGAGGUUUUUGCACCACAGUACAACAAGUGAUCAGGUGUGAUGUGUUCCACCUAGCAGAAAAAUUUACCUUAAAGGAAUUACAGUAGUUGCAAAUUCAAUUCUAUCAUCAUUUACUCAUCCUCAUGUCAUUCCAUAUGCGAAGGACUUUCUUUCUUCCGUGGAACACAAAAUGAGACAUUUUGAAGAAUGUUCUCUCUGCUCUUUUCCAAACAAUGGAAAUUAAUGGUGACAGACUUUAUAGAGCUGUACAACUAGUCCAUAUGACAUGUGCACUGUAUUCCAAGUCUCCUAAGGCCAUAUGAUACUUUUUUGUCAUUAUUUGCUUAAAACUUGGUGCGUGAAGAUGCGUCAUGCCAGGUUUGAAUGAAGCAUGAAUGAGAUUAAAGAACUGCGGCUUAAAUUUCUGUCUGUAACUCCAUAAAAGCUUCCAUAUGGCUUGAGAAGACUUGAAAUUUAGCACACAAGUCAAAUGGAAUACUUUUAUAGUGCUUUUUUGUCGUUGUCAUAUUUGGAGCAUUUACAUGCAGCCCAUGACCACUAUAUGAAUUUUGUUGCAUGGAAAAAAGACAGAAUUUUCAUUUUGGGUGAACUAUUCCUUUUACCCAUGCAGAGUCUAGUCACACACAUUUAGUUAACACUAACACUCCAGCACAACAGGUGACAAUGCAUAAAACCAGUGGACAUGAACAUCCAAAUGCUUAUUUUUUUGGUGCAGAGUUUGUGUUUUCCUAUAACCCUGAAGAGAAUUAUCCUCAAGUCUAGUAGUGUUUUUUUUUUUUUUUUUUGUCAAGACAUUUUAUGUGUAUUUUGAAUGUGUGCGCACAUUCCUUUGGUCUUCAUUGUCUAAAUCUGUGAAGGAUUUGUCUCUCCUCAAACAGCUGCCAAAACCAACUGAGAGAUCAUCAUUUAAAAACUUUGUGCCUCGGCUCCAUAAUCAUGUUUGAUACUUUGUGAUGUUAUUGUUUCCAAAAGCUAAUUUUUUCAGUUUUCUGUGCCACAUGCUAUUUUAUUUUCCUUUUUUUUUUUUUUUUUGCGCCACCUUGUCUGUGAACACAACAUUUUGAAGGUUCCUCUAAUGCUUUGUUUAAAUUUUUUGAUGCUUUAAAAACCAAGGCAAACUAGUGUAGAUAUUACACAGAGGAGAAGAUACAAGAUAGCUGUUAAUAAACAAAGAUUUGUUAAGUGGGUUUUAGUUUUAUUGUUAAAGGGAUAUUUCACCCAAAAAUUACAAUUCUCUCAUUAUUUACUCACCCUCACGCCAUCCCAGAUGUGUGACUCUGUUUCUUCUGCAGAACACAAAUGAAGAUUUUUUUAAGAAUAUCUCAGCUCUGUUGGUCCAUACAAUGCAAGCAAAUGGUGACCAGAACUUUGAAGCUCCAAAAAGCACAUAAAGGCAGCAUAAAAGCAAAUAAUAAAUAAAUGACAUUUAUUUGUCCAGUGGUUAAUUUCACUGGAUUUGGUUAAUCACUGGAUUUCUAAAGUGGUAUAAUCUAUAUGCUCAGAAGCUAUAUGAUAAGAGUGGGUGAGAAACAGAUCAAUAUUUAAGUCCUUUUCUACAGUAAAUCUCCACUUUCACUUUCAAAUUCGAAUUCUUUUGUUUUUGGCUAUUUGCAUUCUUCAUGCAUAUCGCCACGUACUGAGAAUUUAUAGUAUUUUUAUAGACUCCAGUGGUUUAAUGCAUACAACUCCAUGUCUUCUGAAGCAAUCUAAUCAGUUUUGGGUGAGAACAGACCAAAAUGUUACUCCUUUUUCACUGUACAUCUUGCCAUUGUAGUCUGUAGUCACGAUCAUGAUUUCAAGCUCAAUUACACUUCCUAGUGCUUGGCUUAUGUGCAGAGUGCUAGAUGGUGCUAUAGGAAGUGUAAUCCAGCUUGAAAUCAUAAUCACCAAGAAGACUGCUGAUGUCAAGAUUUAUAGUAAUAAAGGAGUUAUAGGGUAAAAUGGGGCUAAAGGCACCCCUUAAGGAAAUUUAGCUUUUUUCUGGUCACAAAAUGUAUCUAUCUAUCUAUCUAUCUAUAUAUAUAUAUAUAUAUAUUAAUUGAAAAUUGAUGGAGCAGCAUAAUUUGUGUGAAAAGCAAUAAUAACAGAAGGUUGUUUAGAUUAAAAUCCAGUUAAAAAAUAAAAAAGGUGGUGAGGGAGCCUUUUACCCCAGUUGGUGUAAAAGGCCCCUGGGGGUUUAAAGCGAUAUAGUGUAGAUACCAGGCCAAUAGUUAUAAGGCAUAAUUUGUCAACUAAUGCCAAUAAUUUUGAGACAGAAAAAUAAUUUUUGAAGAUCAAAUUAAAAUGAUGUGUAUUCAAAAUAACUACAGAAAAAAAGUCAACUGUUUCCUGUUAAUUUCAAACACAUUUGGCAUUUUAUUACAUCUCAAGCAUUCUAUAAACAAGCUAAUCUCUAUUAUGAUUGGAUCAGUCAAUGUGAGCCCACUAUGAACAUUUUUCAUAACAAAUCUAUUCCCGGCACUUUAAAAACAACAAAAAAACCCAUGUGUUUAAUAGGGCCCUUUAGCCCCUACAACAGGGGGGUCUUUUACCCCAAAUGCUAUGCUUUCACUAUUGGACAGUUAUUGAAAAAUGUUUAAUUUAAUGACCUUAAACAAAACUGAAAAUGCUAAGUAUUUAGUCACAAAAGAAAUGUGUUAAUUUCAGGGAUUUUCAUUAGCUACAUAAAUUUGCAACAUUUUAAAAAAUAAUAAAAAUUUGAUCAGAUUGCCUCAAAAUAAACCUAUAGAUAUUAUACACAAAGAUCUCAUGGAUCAGGUGCAGUGCAUAGUGUUAAAUAGGUGUUUAGGAAAGUACUGUGGUAGUUUUUGUUGCUAUUUAGUAUUUUGGGAGAAAAUAAAAUCAAUGGAGCCUUUUACCUCGUGGAGCCUUUAGCCCCAUUGUACCCUACUGUAUUUUGGUCUGUUCUCAUCCAAAAUCGAUUAGAUCGCUUCUGAAGACAUGGAUUAAGCCACUGGAGUCGUAUAGAUUACUUUUAUUUUUAUGUAUGGAUCUACAGAGCUGAGAUAUUCUUCUAAAAAUCUUUAUUUGUGUUCUGAAGAAGAAAGUCAUACACAUCUGGGAUGGCAUGAGGUUGAGUAAAUGACAAGAGAAUUCAUUUUUUGGGUGAACUAUUCCUUUAAUUGUUGUUGGAAAGAAGUUGAUAAACCACCUUUGUGUAGAAACGUUCUUCAGACUGCAAUGAUAAAAUUGUAAAAAAACAAAAACAUGUUACUAUGUUUUAUUGAUUUUACAGUAACCCCCCCCCCCCCCAUGCUUUAUAGUAUAUUGUUUUAUAAAUCUAAGUCUAUCUCACUAUCUGCUCUAAGACAUGCAUGUUUUAUUCAUGUUUUAAAAAUUACCCCACAAGACAUCCUAUACUUUUCUUUAGUAACCUAAUUUUUGCAAAGAAUAAUCUUGUGAUUUUUAAACUUUUCCCUUAAAUUCUCUCCACCUCUUACUGUGCACAAGCAUAAUUAUUAAGUAUUAAACCUUUGCACAUAACUCCCAUAGACUUAGAUUGAAGUCAUAUCUAGGGACCAGAAUAUCACACAGCUGUUGGGGUGAGCUCUUAAUACAUAACACCCUAGCAACCACCAGAAUUGUGUUAACAACCACUCAGAACAGCUAUGCAAGUUAAGCUCAGUCGACAGCAUUUGUGGCAUAAUGUUGAUUGCACAAAUUUUUUUUUUUUCGAGUUGUGCCCCUUUUCUUAACAAAAAACAAAAAAAACAAAAGCAAAAAUCUGAGUUACAGUGAGGCACUUACAAUGAAAAAGAAUGGGGCCAAUCUGUAACAUUAAAAUACUCACUGUAUUAAAAGUAUAUCCACAAAAAAAUAAAAAUAAAUAAACAAUAUGUGUGAUAGAA
Messenger RNA from Myxocyprinus asiaticus (Chinese sucker), 7756 nucleotides. RefSeq names its product BCL2/adenovirus E1B 19 kDa protein-interacting protein 3-like. Gene Ontology annotation, biological process: mitochondrial outer membrane permeabilization; defense response to virus; positive regulation of apoptotic process. The transcript is spliced from 6 exons. NCBI's taxonomy places the organism in Eukaryota, Metazoa, Chordata, Actinopteri, Cypriniformes, Catostomidae. The record is from RefSeq and is a predicted model, not a curated record. Gene Ontology annotation, cellular component: mitochondrial envelope; nucleus; mitochondrial outer membrane. Bases 1773 to 2438 code for a protein of 221 amino acids.